AUGAGCGGCCCGCAAGGGCCUUCAUAUUUAAUAGCCUCGCGUGAAGCGCUGGAAGAAAACAUCGCACCAUAUACUGUAAAUGACAGAAAGUGGAAGCCACUGGCACCACAAGGUCUCGCGCCGGUCGUUGUGGAUGAGAUUGUCGCAAGUGUAAUCUCGGCCAAAUCUCCGGUAGUUAUCACUACUUAUCUUGGCCGUGAUACUGAGGCUGUACCAGAGCUCGUCAAAUUAUGCGAGGCACUUCGUGUAGCUGAAGCUUUGCCAGCGUAUAUGAACUCCCCGCAUGACCACUACCUCUAUGUUGGCAACCACUGGAGUGAAGGUCUGCCCAAUGGUAUCUUGGAUAAUGCAGAUGUCGUGCUUGUCCUAGAUUGCGAUGUUCCGUGGAUCAAAUCUGUGUUCCGUCCUUGCAAGGAUGCAAAGCUUUACCAUAUCGACUGUAAUCCUCUCAAGGUCAACACGUCUCUAUUCCACAUCAAUCCUGGGACGUACUUGACCUCUGGCGCAACCGCCCUGGGUUGGCACGGCGGAGCUGCCAUUGGAUUUACAAUGACUCAUCCAGGCCGACUGGUUGUGGCUGUAACGGGCGACGGUAGUUUCAUGUUCAGUAUUCCAUCUACGGUGUACUGGAUGGCGCGACGGUACAACAUCCCCUUUUUGACUGUGAUUCUGAAUAAUAGAGGCCGGAAGAGCCUGAUGCUGAGCGCCUUAGCCGUUCAUAAGAACAGGCACUCGAGCAGAAUGGCCCAGGCAGACGAUUUGCAUGUCACAUUUAACCCGAGCUGUGAUCACUCACAAAUUGCGGUGGCUGCCGGAGCUGAUUGGGGAACAAGUGUCAAGGAGACCAGAGAGUUAGAUGCAGCAAUUGCCAAAGGCAUUGAAGUUGUCCAUUCUGGUAGAGCAGCCAUUGUGAACAUCUGGUUGCUCAAGUUUAACGUUAGUGACCGGGUAUUUAGCUUGCCCCCGCCUAAACGGCAUCGAUAA
Messenger RNA from Fusarium mangiferae, 984 nucleotides. RefSeq lists its product as uncharacterized. Lineage: Eukaryota; Fungi; Ascomycota; Sordariomycetes; Hypocreales; Nectriaceae. Gene Ontology annotation, molecular function: flavin adenine dinucleotide binding; magnesium ion binding; acetolactate synthase activity. Gene Ontology annotation, cellular component: mitochondrion; acetolactate synthase complex. The coding region runs from base 1 to 984 and encodes 327 amino acids. The record is from RefSeq and is a predicted model, not a curated record. Gene Ontology annotation, biological process: L-valine biosynthetic process. The transcript is spliced from 3 exons.